AUGAUCAAUCACUUCCUCGCCGUCAUGGCUUACGCUAGCAUGGUUUGCGCCCUGUGGCCCAAGCCGCGCGAGAGCACGACCGGAAACCAGAUUCUCUGGCUCAAUCCUGGUAGUCUCAAAGCAGUCCUUCGUUGUGGGAAUGCAGAAACUGUCCUGCUAGAUCCAGACCUUGAUUCGGCUUCGACAGUGCUUGAAAAUUAUAUCACCGAUGCUCUUCAUUGGACCCAGUCACUGUUGGAAAAAGUCCCAAUGUUCUCUGAGAACAGGACCACAGAUCGCGCUCAGCCUCAUAUUACGGAAAACCUCGUCCUCCGAAAUGCUGUCCGAGAAACAUUCAAGUCAAUUGACCACUCAGAGUUCAUUCCUUGGAAGUUACGUCCAAGACACUCUCGUUUUGAGCCAAAUGUCGACCUACCACGUCAAUAUAUAUCGGUGCUGGAAAUCCGACAGACGCUCUGUCCAAGCAACGAGAUACUCCACCCUCAGGAGUUUUUCGAUGGAAGCGAGGUGCAUGAAAUUUUCAUUCACAAUAGCACUGCCAUUCUCCGUUCAGAUGACAUUUUGGGGACCCUACGAGGAUUACAAAGCCUGCAACAACUGUUCUACAGCCACUCCGAUUCAUCUGAACAUUACACAAACCUUGUGCCAGUAACCAUUUCUGACAGUCCUAAAUGGAAGCACCGAGGCAUCAGCAUUGAUAUUGCAAGAAAUCCCUUCCAACCCCGUGAUCUCAUUCGCACCAUUGACGCUAUGGCCCGUGCAAAAUUGAGCAGGUUACACGUUCAUGCCACUGAUUCUCAAUCAUGGCCAAUUGAAAUCCCUUGCCUACCAGAUCUAGCCAGAAAAGGAGCAUAUCAUCCAGGUCUCGUUUGGACGACCAAGGACCUUGAGCACAUCCAAUCCUAUGGAGUCUCUAAGGGGAUCUCAGUUUUUAUCGAGAUUGACAUGCCUGGUCAUACUGCCUCCAUUGCACACGCCUAUCCAAACCUGAUAGCGGCUUUCAAUGAGCUUGAUUGGUCAACGUUUGCUGCCGAACCACUCAGUGGCCAGCUCAAACUCAACUCAUCAGAAGUCACCAAUUUUGUGACUGAGGUUCUAUACGACUUGUUACCGCGGAGUCAACCAUUCACAUCGCUUUACCAUAUCGGAGGUGAUGAGGUCAACCUCCCGGCUUACUUGCUAGAUGAAACUGUCCACAGUGAUGACCCAAAGAUUCUCCAAUCUCUCCUGCAGAGAUUUAUUGAUCACAUCGUCGGGAUUGCCUCAGGACUCGGAUUCCAGCCAAUAGUUUGGGAAGAAAUGUUACUGGACUGGAAUCUUACCCUUCCAUCGGCGACUAGCGGUACGAGAUCGGCGAGCACUCUUGUUCAGGUAUGGAGAAACAGUAAGAGAAUCGAGGAGGUCUUGAAGAAGGGCUAUCGGGUCAUAUUUGGGGACUAUGGGCAUUGGUACCUUGAUUGUGGUUAUGGCAACUUUCUUGACCCGUACCCGUCAGGCAGGUCACCCUCAGGUGUACCGUUCAAUACAUCGGGAGGUUUUCCCAGCAAAGUUGCCGCACCUUAUCUCGACUACUGCAACCCCUUUCACAACUGGCGACAUAUUUACACGUACAAUCCCUUGGGAAAUGUUAGCAGUGCUCUACAUCAUUUGAUCGAGGGUGGUGAGGUGCUGAUGUGGUCUGAGCAAACGGAUUCUUUCGAUCUUGAUACGAAGUUAUGGCCAAGGGCAGGUGCAGCUGCUGAGGUCCUUUGGUCUGGGAUCAGAGACGAGUCGAUGCUGGCAGAUGCCUCCAAGCGCCUGGGUGAAUGGAGAGAAAGGACAGUGGGAGAGCUUGAUAUCAGAAUGUCGCCCGUGCAAAUGACAUGGUGUUUAAUGGAGGGCGGCUGUAAUCUUUAG
Molecule: messenger RNA, 1896 nt
Organism: Exophiala aquamarina CBS 119918
Lineage: Eukaryota; Fungi; Ascomycota; Eurotiomycetes; Chaetothyriales; Herpotrichiellaceae
Exons: 2
Coding region: 1-1896 (631 amino acids)
Biological process (GO): carbohydrate metabolic process; glycosaminoglycan metabolic process
Cellular component (GO): membrane
Molecular function (GO): beta-N-acetylhexosaminidase activity
Source: RefSeq, a predicted model, not a curated record